GAGAAAAUCGCCGAGGAGACCAUCGGCAAGCGCGUCACCGCACGGCCCACGGAAAACGCGGAGCCAGUGCCAGGUGUUGUGCGCUUCGUCGGGGCAACAAAAUUUGCCGAUGGCAUCUGGAUGGGCAUAGAGCUGGAUGAGCCCAAGGGCAAGAACGAUGGCACCGCGUCCCGGCUCACAGGGAAUCUUCGCGUGCAUGGGAACUCGAAAGUCAUUUUGAGGGUCAGUGCGGGGCGAAGAGCGUGA
Molecule: messenger RNA, 246 nt
Organism: Symbiodinium sp. CCMP2456
Lineage: Eukaryota; Dinophyceae; Suessiales; Symbiodiniaceae
Source: the annotation of a GenBank genome assembly